CAUGGCGCCAGGGAUGGUUAAUCGGACAGAGGGGUCCCAGGACCAAACUGAUAACAACUUGACUGCGACCAUCACUCAGAACCCACUGCAGCAGGAAAAGCCUGAUGUAGCUCCACUGACCGCAGUGACCUUCCCAAUGCCAUGGAGGAGGCGAGGGGCCAUUGCCAGAGGAAUACAAUAAAUCUUCCCAAGACCUAAAAGCAUAGUUGUAAUGGCACAAAUAUCAGAAACAGACCAGAUAAAACAGUUUAAAGAAUUUCUGGGUACAUACAAUAAAUUGACUGAGCACUGCUUUAUGGACUGUGUGAAGGACUUCACAACCAGGGAUGUAAAAACAGAAGAGGUGACCUGUUCAGAACAUUGUCUGCAGAAAUAUCUGAAGAUGACCCAAAGAAUAUCAAUGCGCUUUCAGGAAUAUCAUAUUCAACAAAAUGAAGCUUUAGCAGCUAAAGCAGGACUGAUUAGCCAACCUAGAAUAUAAAAGUGGACCAACUGAAUGGCAGGGCACAAAUGAAUCAUAAAACAUUGCUGCACUGGUGGACAAAUGGCCACAUUUUUCAUGUCCAAAACACUGGUGCCUAUUAAGAUACAACUAAAAUGAACAUUCUUGGAAUCAAGAAGAGGUGGAUGGAAACAGGAAUUCAUUAUGUCUAAUGGACCAACACUUCUCGUUUAUUUUGAAAGUGAAUGGUACACCUUUUCAAUUGUUUGUAAACUUAAGUCUACAGUAAUCACAGCAUUUAAAGUUCACAAUGAUGGAAUAAACUUUGUUGGAGCUGAA
Hemiscyllium ocellatum (epaulette shark) is the source of this 781-nucleotide messenger RNA. It is a transcript of the gene timm9, whose product is annotated as translocase of inner mitochondrial membrane 9 homolog. The transcript has 4 exons. Lineage: Eukaryota; Metazoa; Chordata; Chondrichthyes; Orectolobiformes; Hemiscylliidae. The record is from RefSeq and is a predicted model, not a curated record. Bases 212 to 481 code for a protein of 89 amino acids.